This is a messenger RNA of Terrapene triunguis (Three-toed box turtle), 981 nucleotides long. It is a transcript of the gene COPRS, whose product is annotated as coordinator of PRMT5 and differentiation stimulator. NCBI's taxonomy places the organism in Eukaryota, Metazoa, Chordata, Testudines, Emydidae. The transcript is spliced from 5 exons. The record is from RefSeq and is a predicted model, not a curated record. Bases 1 to 534 code for a protein of 177 amino acids. Gene Ontology annotation, cellular component: nucleus. Gene Ontology annotation, molecular function: histone binding.
AUGGAGAUAACGGUGGCUGCAGGUGACUGCACGUGUCAUGAGGAAGAAGAGCUUGUGAAGGGAGGGAAAAUUGUGAAUUGGAGGCCUAGAAAAGGCUGUUUGGCAAGGAACGUUUCUGAUGGCGAGUCUCACCAGAGUAGAUUUUCUCAUUGCCCUUGCUGUGAAAGUGACACUACUCAUUCAGAUUCCUCGGGGUCUCCUAGUAAAUGUCUUCGUGACUUUGAUGACUUCCAGAGUGACUUUGAGAACUGGGAGUUGGAUGACGAAGCCUGCAUUGUAUCUUUCCCUGAGCUGAAAAUUGAUUCUCAAUACGAGGAAGAGGACUGGGAUAAAGAAUUGGAGGAUGCUGAAUGUAAUCCAUACGAUGCGGAAGAUAUCGACUGUGGUAGUCUUCAGGAAAAUUGUCUAUUGGCAUCAUGUGCACGGCAAGAAGAAUCAUUGUAUAACCCCAGGUGUCACCAUGCAGCUCCACUCUCUCUGAGUUCGCCAAAUAGAAUGCCUGAGGUUGGCCAGUUUGAUGAUGCAGAUGACUGAGGUUUGCCCCUGUUCAGGGCCAUGCUUGGCAAAUUGGACUUUGCUCCAUUGCAGGGAUGCAAUGCAAUGUGGGGUGCCUUCUCCUAGCCUAUUGGGUUCCAAACAGGGCUUUUCUGAAAACUUUCUUUGAUAAUAUUAUUGAGCUGCAAAUACACUGAUCAUGAUCGACUGGAAGGAAGCAGAGAGGAUCUCAGACUGGACACUAACCCUAGCUUUGUGUCCCAUGAGGAGAAGGUUGGUUGUUCUGGAUAUGAAACAGCCAUGUGGACAGCCUAGAGGCCUUGUAAUGCCGCUCUGGUAUAUGUGAGAACACUGGUUCAGUGGAAUACAAUAGAGACCAUCACCUGAAGAAGAACCAAGAGUGAUUCCCGCUCUGGUUUCCUGCUUCUUAAACCAGAAGAGACUGCAAGGACUUUGUGUUGCUCUGCAGCACUCCUUCUGGCUGAA